GUAUUAUGGAACUCAUUGGACUUGAAAGCCUAACUGAAAUUCCUGAUAUUUCAGGAAUCCCAAAUUUACAAAAAUUACGUGUUGAUGAGUGCAAAAGCUUAGUUAAGGUUCAUGACUCUAUUGGAUUACUUAAGAAGCUUACCGAUCUGCAUUUUCUUGAAUGCUCUAACCUUAUAACAUUGCCAAGAAGCCUCAAGUUAAGAUCUCUUGAAACUCUUUGGUUUCAUUAUUGUGCAAGGAUUGAAAACUUUCCUAAAAUUGACCGUAAAAUGGAACGCUUGGAACAACUUGUAUUAAGGGGCAUUGCUAUAAAAGAACUACCUUCAUCCAUUGUACAUUUAACUGGGCUUUUCGAUUUACAUAUCGAAGAUUGCAAAAAUCUUGUGCAUCUUCCAAGUAGUCUUCAGUUGCAACCUCUAAAUAAUCUUCGUCAUGAAAGGUGUUCAAAAGUUGAUAAGCUUCCAACAAAGGUGAGGGAUGAAAGAGAAUCCAUGCUGUCAGAUCCGUCCAUAGAGGAAUCUGAAAUUUCAUCAAGUACAAAAUUAUUUCCGUCAUUGAAACUGUUGGUUCUUGACAUAAGUACGCGCCUAAUAAAACCAGAAUUCUUUAUGACACUUGAUUGUUUUUCCGGUUUAGAUCGCUUGUCACUAUCAGAGAGUGAUAUUGUUAGACUGCCUACAUGCAUCAAAAGAUUUGUUAGAUUAAGACAUCUUUUCAUAAUGAAUUGCAAGCGACUUGAAGAAAUUCCAGAACUUCCACCAAGUAUAGAAGAUAUAGUGGCUGAUGGAUGUGUUUCGUUGGAAAGUUUUCCAGAUUUAUCAAAAACACUUCAAUUCAACACAAGCGGAUUGCGAGCGCGCGUGGUAAAAUGGCUUGGCUUGUUUGAAUGCGAUAAAUUGGCUGUGAAUAUAGGGAAUCACGUGGAAAAUACUUUAUGGGAUAAGGAAAUAGGAUACCAGCUUGGUUCAGCCAUCGUAAGGAGAGUUCAUAUGACAGUAACUCGUGCAAUGGAUAUUAAUGGGCUCCCAGAUUUGGAUGAGAUCAAAGGAAUUGCUUUUUGUGCUGUUUUUGGACCCACUCUCGGGUUCGACCUAGACGAAAACACUUAUAAGUUUAGUUUAGCGAUCAGCAGUAAAGGUGUAGAAAUUGAGACUAGAGAAAGAUAUAUAGCAGUAGCAAGCUCAGAUCGUGUAUGGAAAGUAUCACGCUCAAAUCAUGUAUGGCUGGAGUACUUGGUUUUAGAACCUGUAGUGUUAGAGGAGGACAAUCUGCAAGUAAGGUUUUCAAUUAGUUCAGGAUUGUCCAUUAUAAGCUGUGGAGUUCAUUUGAUACACAAGCAUGAAGAGAAUGCGAAAGAUCAUCCAAGUUUGACCCAUGUAGAUUUUAAUUUUUGUUUACAAUCUUUCGGUGACGAAAGUGAUGAAUGUGAUGAAGAAAGUGACAAUCCAGAAUGUUCGGCCGAAGAAGAUGAUUGUGAUGAUGAGGAUGAGGAUGAUUGCAACUUGGAAUCCAGUUAUUAG
Molecule: messenger RNA, 1520 nt
Organism: Corylus avellana
Lineage: Eukaryota; Viridiplantae; Streptophyta; Magnoliopsida; Fagales; Betulaceae
Source: RefSeq, a predicted model, not a curated record